GUCAAUGAAGAAGAAAACCCCUAAUUUAGUUGUUUUAGUUUAUUUAUCGUUCUUGUGUUGCGAUGCUGGAUCCGUCAAUGCAUCAAUUGGUAUCAGAGCAUGGUUCGAGAGAACCGAGCUCGUUGCUGCAUCUCCCGGGGAAAGUACCAACGUUGGGAAGAGGUCCCGCGAGCAACCACGCCACCACCAAAGUUCCCAGGGCCGACGACAGGAAAUGUCCAUCAGGAAUUGCUGGAGGUCACGACCUCACCUGCUGCUGUCGCCGCCGUUGAUGAACGGUGUGCAAGAAGAUGUGUGCCACCGUUGGAACCACCCAACGAGCCGUGUGACGCAAAGAUCCCACUCUGCGCGCUAACAGGGGUCACCAAUUCCGCCACACUACAAUUCUCAGCUCAACUCAUGGACGAGAAAGUCAUCGCCCUUGUUGACGUCUUCUCUUCCCACAAUUUUGUGAGUGCCGAGGUCGCCAGAGCCAUGUCCUUGACAGCCACACCGAUUCCACAGUUUCGGGUCAAGGUCAUCAAUGGAGAGUCCCUCGACUGUGGGCGUUGCUACAAAGCCGUAGAUCUCACCGUCCUAGACAAAACCCCCAACGCCGUAGAACUAUAUGAGCUGCCGAUCAAAGAACACAACGUGAUCUUAGGCGUUCAAUGGCUGAAUCAACUUGGACCGACGUAUGUCGAUUGGGAACGGCACACGAUGCAUUUCAGAAAACCGGGACGCUGGGUUGACUUGCAAGGUUUGAACAUGGAAGCAAGGGCGAUCGAGGCCACGGACACGGUCGAGGACCCGGCUUCCCCGAUCGCAGGCAAGCUCGUCACGCCGCCGCCGCCUCACAAGACCACUACCGUCGCUGCUGCUACGAAGCGGGACCUAAUGGAAGAGCUAACCCUAGCUCCGGUUCCACUUCUCAUCGGGGAGAGAGUGAAUUCUACUGCAACGAAGCCAUCGAUGUCGAAGUUGCGAGCUGCUGUCGACGUCGAGAAGGCCCGAGAGAGAAGGGCUACUCCUGCUGCCGAUUCCUGGCGUAACCGCACCACUGCCGAGGAGGAUGGGGUUUCCAAGCCAUCGCCGCCAUUAGUGGAGCUGCGGGACGCCCCGCCUGCCGUCGUCAAUGCUGAAAGAAGUUCUUUUGAGCUACUCCAAGCCAACUUGAAAUACCGGAAGAAGCCGCUGGAAGGUGGUGACCGCCAAACGAUCACGGAGAAUGGUCGUUCGGUUUGCGGCUGUAUCGGGCCAAGAAUGGGAGGACUGGUUGGCGGUUUGUUGUACGGAGUUGCAUCGGAGGGUUUUGGUUCGUUUGCGUCGAGGUCCGAUCAAAAGGGUAGAGAUGUUCCGGAGAGUUUGGGAGUUCGCAUGAGGGGUUCUCCCUCCAGGGUGGGACAUGUUCGAAAACCGGCGAGAUCUGAGGUAUGCAGGCGAGUGCUGGAGGAAGAGGUUCGAGAGGGCCUGAGGCUUGUGACCAAUCUCAGGCGACAAGAAGAAGCUAUUCCGGGGUGGAGGAAGCCCAAAUGCGGCGCUAGUUAUGAUGGAGAUGAACUUGGCAGUGAGCUACGUAUGUGGGGUGAGUUACCUUCUCAUGCAUUAUUAGUUCAAAGGCAAAAAUAUAUUCAUGGUGGAAUAGUGUACGUGAUGCAAGGAAGGAUGGGUUUGGAAGGGGAAAUUCGUAGCCUGGUGUUGGCAAAUACAGGAGUUGAAUUUGUUGAAGUAACCCAUUUGAUGAAGUCCUUAGGAGCUGUGGAGAUUGAAAUUGUUCGACUGCCCGGGCGUACUUGGAAGUUCCGAAAACGAGGUCGAUAUCAAUGAACAUCUGUUUUCUUCGUUAUCGUCAACAACUUUUUCAUCGAUCCGGGUUAAGACGAUGCUUGAAAUUCCGGGACGAAGUUCUUCGAAGGGGGGAGGAUUGAUGCAUUAUCAUAUUCGACCGGCCAUUAUAAUUAUUAUUAUUAAAUUUAUUAGUCGGUU
Linum trigynum is the source of this 1965-nucleotide messenger RNA. NCBI's taxonomy places the organism in Eukaryota, Viridiplantae, Streptophyta, Magnoliopsida, Malpighiales, Linaceae. The record is from the annotation of a GenBank genome assembly.